Messenger RNA from Amphibalanus amphitrite, 3124 nucleotides. Its product is annotated as NGFI-A-binding protein homolog. Gene Ontology annotation, biological process: negative regulation of DNA-templated transcription. Lineage: Eukaryota; Metazoa; Arthropoda; Thecostraca; Balanomorpha; Balanidae. The coding region runs from base 511 to 2349 and encodes 612 amino acids. The transcript is spliced from 12 exons. Gene Ontology annotation, cellular component: nucleus. Gene Ontology annotation, molecular function: transcription coregulator activity; transcription factor binding. The record is from RefSeq and is a predicted model, not a curated record.
GUGGUGAGUGGCUCCGCAGUCCGCCCGGCUGAGACGGCACGUGCACCGGGAGCACAGAGCAGAGGACGGCGAGCGCGGGCAGCGCGGCGCCGGGCGUCCGCGGCUGACGGUGCGCUGGUGACUGGUGCGCUGGUGAUUGGUGUCUGUCCUCCAGCAGCCCGGUGUGCUGCCGCUGUCACUCAGGUGGAGGGUCAGGCAGCUGCCCACCGGCCGACCGACACCGGAGAGACGCGCCACCAUCAGUGGACGGGGGCCGCCGACCGGGACCGGCAGGGAGACGGCGGCGGCCGCGGCGGCGGGCCCGCUCUGCGGAUCCCACUACUGCAGAUACCGACCGACGGGACGAGCCGGGUCAGGGGCACACCAGCAGACACCGGCUGGGCGGGCCGGGUCGGUGCUGCCAGGCCCCGUGUGACGGUCAGACCCCGGCCGGGCCCUGUGUGUGACGGCCGAGCCCCGUGUGUGACGGCCCCGGCUGAGUCGCCGCGGCGCCGCGGGCCGACUCCAGCCAUGGAGAGGAGGGACGGCGGUGCCCCCGUCCCCCCGUCCCACCAGCCGGCGGCGGUCAGCCCGCCCGUAUCGCCGGCCAGCCUGGCAGCCAGCCCGGCGCCCACCGGCCGCGGCGUGGUCUUCAGCCGAAACAGAUACGGACAAGUGACGAUGACGUCUCAGCCGACCAACGAGUCGGAGCUGCAGCUGUACCGGGUGCUGCAGCACGCGAAUCUGCUCAGCUACUACGACAUUUUCAUCAGUCAAGGCGGUGAUGACGUGCAGCAGCUCUGUGAAGCCGGCGAGGAGGAGUUUCUCGAGAUCAUGGCGCUGGUCGGCAUGGCGUCCAAGCCGCUGCACGUGCGCCGCCUGCAGAAGGCGCUCCAGGAGUGGGUCAGCUCGCCCAGACGGUUUCAGCUGCCCAUCCUGCCGGUACCGGUACCUCUGGUACCGACGGCCGGCUUUCUGCCGGCUCGGCCCGGCGGAAUGGGCGUGGCCAGGGAAGGCCCGGCCUCUGCUCCGCCGGCGGCCCGGCCGCCCUCCCCGCCCUCUCCGGCGGCGGCGGCCAGCCCGGCUCCCAGCCCGGCGGCCAGCCUCGGCGCCGAGCGGGACGGCGCACCGUCACCCUCCCACUCACAGGGCAGUGGUGACCCGCCGCCGGCGGACGACUCGCCCUACCCGGCGUCAGGCUCGCCGCACCUGCCCACGCCAGUGCUGCUCGAGGCGCAGAUCCAGCGGCUGGCCCGCUCCGCCGAGCGCAUCGCCAAGACGCUGCCGGCGUUCGAGCCGCGCGCUCCCAGCACCAAGAGGAAGGCCUGCAGGGAGCUGGAGCUCGUGAUGACGAUGUCCUCCGAUGACCCGAAGCGACCGGAGAAGUUUCGCGAGUUCGCCGCCAUCUACGGCAGGUUCGACUGCAAGCGCAAGGCCGAGAGGCCGCUCACCCUGCACGAGGUGUCUGUCAACGAGGCGGCGGCCCAGAUCUGCAUGCAGGUCCCGGCGCUGCUCACCCGGCGUGACGAGCUGUUCCCGCUGGCCAGACAGGUGGUGCGCCACUCGGGCUACCAGUACUCCAAGGGCCACUCCAGGUCGCAGGGCGCCCAGGGGUUCUCUCCGCGCGACUUCUCCGGCUGGGAGGAGACGGGCGCCGCCAAGAGGGCCCGGCUCGACUCUGACUCGCACUCGGACGACCUCCGAGACAGCGAGUGGUGCGGCAGACAGGAGCGGCUGGAGCAGAUCGCCGACGAGCUGCGUCUGCUGCGAGACCAGGCGGAGCGGCUGCAGGCGGCCGACUCGGACAGGUCGACCCCGGCGGCGGCGCUGCACCACCAGCUGGAGAGCCUGCAGGAGCGCCAGCGGCGCCUGGUCGCCGAGCAGCACAGCCUCGUCGGCCUCAACAAACAGCUGUUCAAAUCCAGCAUGGAUUUCGACGACGACGACUCGCAGUUUUCCAUGAGCAGCGUACCUUCACCAACGGAGUCGGGAGCGGACGGGCCGCGGACGGAGUCGGAGCCGGCUGGCGGUGCUGCCGGCGCUGCAGCCGGCGGCGGGGGUCGGCGGCCGGCCUCGCCGCGCUCGGACGGCACCGGCUCGCCGCCACUGAGGGCGCCGGCCGCCGGUCGGCUGCCGCCCCUGUCGGCGGCUCCCGGGCUGCUGUCCAGCCAGGUGAUCGCCUCCUCCACGGGCGCCAUUAUCGCCGUGGCCAACCCGGCGCUGACGCUGCCGGCCACCUCUCAGCCGCUGGCGCUCGUCACGCACGCCAAGCUGGAGCGCGUCAGCAGCGAGCUCACCACUGCACGCGUGAAGACCGAGCCAGCCGUGUCGGCCGGCCGGCGCCGGCUCGGCGACCGCGGCGUCCUCUGACGGCCGACAAGCAGCGCCGCGCAGCGGUCAACUGCCGAAGCUGCCCAGCAGCACCUGUGAUACCCAUACCCACGUUGAGCUGGACCCCUGCUCGCCGUCUUCAGAAGGUGCACAGCAUCCUGCAUUAAAAACACCGGCGCUGGUGUCUGGAAGGACUGACGGUGAUUUCGACGCACUGGUCCGGCGUCCAGGAAGGCGCCGUGUUUUGUACCUUGGCCGGUAGGCAGCGGGCGGUGUUCCGGGGAGGCGGACAGCCCGGCUGCCUGGUCUCUGGUCACCGGCCCAAGGUCAGUCCCGUGAGAACGACCCCCAGCGGGUCUCUAAUGUCUACACUCACAGUGAGCUUAGCAGCCGGCCUAUCUAAUAGGUGUCAAAGUGUGAUGGAUCUCGGAGCUCGUCUCGUUACGGCUCGCGCCCGCCGCGUGUGCUCCCCGUGUGUGCUCCCGAUGUGUCGUACCCGCCCGCCGUAUGUGUUCGCACUGUGUGUUCCUGUACUCCGUCCGGCGCCGAACUGUGGGCUGCGUCUGUGUACCCUGUGGCAAUACGUGUCGUCUGUGGUCCGGACUGAACUGCGAGGAAGCGGCAGGUCGCCGACCUCUGGUCGGGGGUGCAGCGCAGCGCUGCGUCCCGAUGUCGGCGCCCGGACCGAGGAGCUGGUCAGACGGCGAGCGCUAUAUGUGAGGCGGCUCGUCCAGAGACGAACGCUGCAGUUGAAACACCAGCUGAGCCGGAGUCACGCGGUGAUCGGAAUCUCGGGACCAACAGGGCCUGGGGG